CUCCGGACGCGCAGGCUCAGCGGCCAUGGCUCACGGGCCCAGCUGCUCCGCGGCAUGUGGGAUCUUCCCGGACCAGGGCACGAAUCCGUGUCCCCUGCAUCGGCAGGCGGACUCUCAACCACUGCGCCACCAGGGAAGCCCCUCUCCUAUUUUUUAUUUUAAUAAAACUGUAACCCUGAUUAAAUCUGAUUCUUCACCUCUUAGGUAGCUGAAUGUGGCUCUAGGAAAGCACUGAUUGGGCCUCACUGGAAGUGCAUGACCUCAGCUCUCAAGUGCAUCCUUUUGCUGCUCAGUGGUCUCACCUCAGUGCCCUUGUCCAGUCCCUCUCCAGUCCAUUUCCUUUCCAGCUCUCCGUAAGGAUGGGGUGGCUCCAUCUCAGACCCACAACUCUUCCUCCUAGGGCCUACUUUCAGUUGAUUUCCGUACUUGGUACUUUACUGAGAAAAUUGAACUUCCACAUGACUGUACUGGCUUAUAAGUUUUUCUUGGUGUAUUUAGGUGUGGUUUUUAAAAUUAUUUGUUUCUUUGGUUAUUUGGGGUUCUUGAAUCAGUGAAUUAGUGUAUUUCAUCAAUUCUGGAAUUCGCUUAUUAGCCUUUAUCUCAAAUAUUGCCUCUACCCCAUUCUUUUCUGAGACUUCAAUGUAAAAACUUCUCACUUUGUCUUUUCUUUCUUAACAUCUCUUCUGCAUUUUCUAUCAUUUUGCUCUCCAUGCUGCCUUCUGGAUAACUUCUUUUACCUAUAUUCCAGAUUCCUUAUAUAUCUUCAUUUGUGUGAGCUGUUAUUAAAUGUGGGUUCUUAAUUUUAGCAAUUUUAUCUUCCGGUUCUCAAAAUUCUAUUUGUUCCUUUACAGGUUUGCUGUCCCUUGAAAUUUCCUGUUCCUUGCAGAUCUUUUCAGGCUUAUCUUUUAUUUCUUUCAACAGAGUAAGCUUAAUUUUAUCAUACGGGUACAGUAAUUCUGGCAUCCUGAAGUCUUCAGUGGGUAUUGGUCUAUGUCCAAUCAGGAAGAGAGAGAACACUGAGAUGUUUCAAGCAGAGAAGGAUUUAGUGAAGUAUUUGAUUGCAAAGGUGCUAGAAGGGUUCAGGGAGGAGAGUUGGCUGCGGGAGGCAUGGCUGCUGAUGCCCUGAGCUCUCCUGCAACUAUGUUUGCCUCUUCUGCUCUUUCCCACUCCCUUUUAAUUUCCCACCAGUGCUUCUUCCCUUUGGAGCAACCUAGGAAGAUUCCAGCUGGCAAGAAGUCUUGUAUAUAUAGUUUUCAGGCCUCUAACCCUCUGCAACAAAGGCAGAAAAGAACUGAAUACCAACAGACAGAGUCUUCUCUUGGUUCUUGCUCCUAAAGUCGUGUUUGUCUUUGUGUGCCUGGUUAUUUUUGGAUACUUGCAUUUCAGAAUUACUUGGAAUAAUUCAAAGCCUUGAAUCUUUUCCUCUGCUUGUCAGAUCCCUGGGUGGCCUACCUGUCUGGGAUAUGAGAUGACAAAAUCAGCGAUGUCUUGGCAUUGCCAAUUUUCAAGCAGGAAGAUUCCAGCCUUCCAUUGGAUGACGAAACCAAACACCCGCCCUUCCAGUAUGUGAUGUGUGCAGCAACGUCACCAGCUGUGAAGCUGCACGAUGAAACGCUCACGUACUUGAACCAAGGCGAUGAAAAAUGGAUGCUGUACAAUAAUGUGGAAUGGAAGAGAUCGUGGGGUCAGUCUUACGAAAUUCGCAUGCUGGAUAAUCGGAAAAUGGGAGAUGUGCCUGAGAUCACUGGAAAACUGGUAAAGAGCAUCAUAAGAGUUGUGUUCCAUGACAGACGGCUCCAAUAUACAGAGCAUCAGCAACUUGAAGGUUGGAAGUGGAAUCGCCCAGGAGACAGACUCCUCGAUUUAGAUAUUCCAAUGUCUGUGGGAAUAAUUGACACAAAGACAAAUCCAAGCCAGUUAAAUGCAGUUGAAUUUCUGUGGGAUCCUGCAAAACGCACAUCUGCUUUCAUUCAGGUACACUGCAUCAGCACAGAAUUUACUCCCCGGAAGCACGGAGGUGAAAAGGGAGUGCCUUUUAGGAUCCAGGUUGACACCUUUAAGCAGAAUGAAAAUGGAGAAUACACAGAUCAUCUACACUCAGCUAGCUGCCAAAUCAAAGUUUUUAAGCCGAAAGGUGCAGAUAGGAAACAAAAAACUGAUCGAGAGAAGAUGGAGAAGAGAACCGCUCAUGAGAAGGAGAAGUACCAGCCGUCCUAUGACACCACGGUCCUCACAGAGAUGAGGCUUGAGCCUAUAAUUGAAGAUGCAGUUGAACAUGAGCAGAAAAAGUCCAGCAAGCGGACUUUGCCAGCAGACUACGGUGAUUCUCUGGCAAAGCGAGGCAGUUGCUCUCCAUGGCCCGACACCCCCACCGCCUAUGUGAAUAGCAGCCCUUCCACGGCGCCCACCUUCACGGCCCCGCAGCAGAGCGCUUGCAGCGUCCCGGACAGCAAUUCUUCUUCCCCAAAUCAUCAAGGAGAUGGAGUUUCACAGGCCUCUAGUGAACAACUUCAGCCUUCAGCCACGAUCCAGGAAACACAACAAUGGCUGCUCAAAAACAGAUUCUCUUCCUACACAAGACUGUUCUCCAAUUUUUUAGGUGCCGACUUGUUAAAACUGACAAAGGAAGAUCUAGUACAAAUUUGUGGUGCAGCCGAUGGAAUUCGGCUCUAUAAUUCACUGAAGUCAAGGUCGGUGCGGCCCCGCCUGACCCUCUACGUCUGCCGCGAGCAGCCGGCGCCGCAGGGGCAGCAGCAGGCAGUGGGUGGCGGGGGCGACAGCAGCGCCGCCACACCCUACGUUUAUCAUGCAAUCUACUUAGAAGAAAUGGUUGCUUCAGAAGUUGCUCGAAAACUUGCGUUGGUGUUUAAUAUUCCUUUCCACCAAAUUAACCAGGUUUACAGACAGGGUCCCACCGGUAUUCACAUUCUUGUUAGCGAUCAGAUGGUUCAGAACUUUCAAGAUGAGAGUUGUUUUUUAUUCUCCACAGUAAAAGCUGAAAACGGCGGUGGCGUCCACAUAAUUUUGAAGUGACGUCUUGACGUAGUCUGAACUCUAUUCAGCACCAGUUAAAGUUACGCUUAAAAGUGUGUGAAGACUGAAUCCAAGAAGUCUUGGGAUUGGAUUUUACCGUAUGAAAUGUUUCAUAUUGAAAACACAGGAUGACCCUUCUCACAAGCUGGAUGAGAGGCACGUCUCCUUCGCUUCACUGCCUCGGCCUUGGCCCGGGACAGUGAGCACGUCGGGCCCCGGUGCAGGUAGGCCGCCUGCUUCUCUGCCAGAGGCCAGUAGACACAGUCCCUAGAAGCAGCCUUCGCUGUCUUUUUACACUGUAUGCGGUUUGGAAAUGAAUGUAAAGACGUACUGUGGGCAUUUACCUUUCUGGGCCAGUUCAGCUUCUGCUGCCGGGACCUUAUGCUGACCUGGGUCGGGGUGGGGGGGCACUGGCUGCUGCGGGGCCAGUGCCAAAUCCACGUGUGGAGAGUGGGAGGCCGGCGCUGAUACGGGCCGAUCACUGGUCAGGGGAGAGGCUUGGCGCCUUCUUGGAAAAAAUCAUGUCUAAGGGUGCGCAUCUGCCAUGAUCAUGCCAGAUCGGAGAAGCCCCAAGCCAGGAAGAGGGGCGUGAAGCAAACUGCAUUAUCAAGAGUACCUUGGUGAGAGGAUCAGUGUAAAUCCUAAUAGGUACAAAGACUUUUGUGUUUUUGCUUUGUCACAGAUUUAUUGAAAAACUUUUUGCUUCUGCUUCCGUUUUUAGCAUUUUGGUUUUCAUUUUUGAAGCCCCAAUGCCUUUUAAACUCAUGUGGUUGUCUUUCUCCUUUUCCUCCCUCUCUCUGUCUCUGACCACCCACCCCACCCUGCACCAUACUGUUGUUGAACUUUUUUAAAGACCUGUCCCCAACAUUGGAAAUACACCUAAGCAGGAGAAAACAGUGUGAUAGUUUCUGACUUGGUGUUAAGGGGUCUUCAUUAUCAAGAGUUGAAAUUUAUUUGUGGAACACUAGACAUCACAAACACUAUAUUGUACCAUCAAAAUUCCUCACAUUUCUCUAAUAUGGAGCUUUAGUACAAUCACGGGUAACAUUCUGGUGAUUAUUUAGGGACUUUUUUAUACACCACAUAAUAGCUUCUUUUUCUAUAAAAAGAGUGCCUCUUUCACAAAACCAAUGCUUGUUGGCCAGUAUACUUUCCAAAGGGAAUCACUGUUUUUGCAAUUUUUUCUACUAUCAAUCAAUCAAUCAUUAUUAUCUCUUCCCUUCACCCGAAGCCUUCCCAAAAUUCAUCAGCAAGCAUUUGAGGCCUGUGGUGUACUAGACACAAUUUUCUUUUCAAACUUCGAUUCCAUUUUAAUUAUACCAUCUCUGUCCGUUUACCCAGUGUCUUGGUUUUGAGUGUAUUAUUUGAUCCUUAUCUUUGUUCAGGCAGAAAUAAGAAUGGGUAAUUUUGAGUUUAAAAUCUCUCCCAGAAGACAAAACUACUUCAGUGGGUGAAAGCUUUGGCAUUUUAUGUUUUAUUCAUAAAGGGGGUUAUUUGAUAUGAAAAAGUAAUGUCUCUAAAUAUUCCAUCUUUGGUUUGAAAAUAUCCAUAACAACUUGUAUAGACCCUAAAGCAGGAGAGCUUUCCUGUCCGUCAUUUUCCCUUUGCUUUUGUAUGACCACAUGUUUUCUGUACCAGUCACUUGGGAAAGAAGUGAGCUUCUCUCUUAAUUAAUUGUUUAGAGUUUUGCUUGUCUAUUUAGCAUUCCUUUUUGAGUCUCAAGAUUUAUGGAACAAUAAAUGUCAUUUUUAAUGCUG
Orcinus orca (killer whale) is the source of this 4790-nucleotide messenger RNA. It is a transcript of the gene UBP1, whose product is annotated as upstream binding protein 1. The record is from RefSeq and is a predicted model, not a curated record. Gene Ontology annotation, molecular function: DNA-binding transcription activator activity, RNA polymerase II-specific; RNA polymerase II cis-regulatory region sequence-specific DNA binding. Gene Ontology annotation, cellular component: nucleus. The transcript is spliced from 17 exons. Bases 1570 to 3033 code for a protein of 487 amino acids. Gene Ontology annotation, biological process: regulation of transcription by RNA polymerase II. NCBI's taxonomy places the organism in Eukaryota, Metazoa, Chordata, Mammalia, Artiodactyla, Delphinidae.